Messenger RNA from Cynocephalus volans (Philippine flying lemur), 1277 nucleotides. RefSeq names its product lysophosphatidic acid receptor 6 (gene LPAR6). The transcript has a single exon. Gene Ontology annotation, molecular function: lysophosphatidic acid receptor activity. Gene Ontology annotation, cellular component: plasma membrane. Lineage: Eukaryota; Metazoa; Chordata; Mammalia; Dermoptera; Cynocephalidae. The coding region runs from base 130 to 1164 and encodes 344 amino acids. Gene Ontology annotation, biological process: phospholipase C-activating G protein-coupled receptor signaling pathway; positive regulation of Rho protein signal transduction. The record is from RefSeq and is a predicted model, not a curated record.
AUAUUUAUAAAACCGCCCAGAGAUCCAAAAAAUUUGCAAAUAAAUUGGAGAUUAUAGUGGUCACAAUCUGAAUACUAAAGAAGACGCAGCCAACAAAGACUUCCACACUGUUAAGUAGGACGUGCCUUUAUGAUGGUAAGCAUUAACAGCUCCCACUGCUCCUAUGAUGACUCCUUUAAGUACACUUUGUAUGGGUGCAUGUUCAGCAUGGUGUUUGUGCUUGGGUUAAUAGCCAAUUGUGUUGCCAUAUACAUUUUCAUCUGCACCCUCAAAGUGCGAAAUGAAACUACAACGUACAUGAUUAACUUGGCAAUGUCAGACUUGCUUUUCGUUUUUACUUUACCCUUCAGGAUUUUUUACUUUGCAACACGGAAUUGGCCAUUUGGAGAUUUACUCUGUAAGAUUUCUGUGAUGCUGUUUUAUACCAACAUGUAUGGAAGCAUUCUGUUCUUAACCUGUAUUAGUGUAGAUCGGUUUUUGGCAAUCGUUUACCCAUUUAAGUCAAAGACUCUAAGAACCAAACGAAAUGCAAAGAUUGUUUGCAUUGCCGUGUGGUUAACUGUGAUCGGAGGAAGUGCACCAGCAGUUUUUUUUCCAUCUACCCACUCUCAGGGUAACAGUACAGAAGCCUGCUUUGAAAAUUUUCCAGAAGCCACAUGGAAAACUUAUCUCUCAAGGAUCGUAAUUUUCAUCGAAAUAGUGGGAUUUUUUAUUCCUCUAAUUUUAAAUGUAACUUGUUCUAGUAUGGUGCUAAGAACUUUAAAUAAACCUGUUACAUUAAGUAGAAGCAAAAUAAACAAAACUAAGGUUUUAAAAAUGAUUUUUGUACAUUUGGUCAUAUUCUGUUUCUGUUUUGUUCCUUACAAUAUCAAUCUUAUUUUAUAUUCUCUUAUGAGAACACAAACAUUUGUUAAUUGCUCAGUAGUAACAGCAGUGAGGACAAUGUACCCAAUCACUCUCUGCAUUGCUGUUUUAAACUGUUGUUUUGACCCUAUAGUUUACUACUUUACUUCGGACACAAUUCAGAAUUCGAUAAAAAUAAAAAACUGGUCUGUUAGGAGAAGUGACUCCAGAUUCUCUGAAGUUCAAGGAACAGAGAAUUUUAUUCAACACAACCUACAGACCUUAAAAAAUAAGAUAUUUGACAAUGAAUCUACAAUAUAAGUUCCUUGAAAUAAAACCACUGGGACUUCACUGGGACAGAACCUCCAAGUUCCUUCAACUGUGAAAAUUGUUUCUUGGACAAACUAUUUCUCCACCUCUGAAAGAAAAUUAAC